AUGGAGCUUAGGAGAAGUACUAGACUGAAGAAAUCAUAUAAUGAAUUAGAAUUGACGUCUUAUGAACAGGAUGCAGAACUUAAGGGGCUUGAAAAGGACGCUAAGGAUGAAAAAGGCUCUGCUUAUGAGGAAUCUUUGGGUGGACAGGUGCGCAAACGUGCUGGUGUAAAGAAACCGGUGUAUGGGAUCAUGGCGUCUCAAUCGCCUAUACUCGCGAAAUGUUUGGAUAAUGAUUGUCGUAAUGUUUCAGAAUUGCCAAGUUUACCUCGUCCCAGGUACUCUUUCAGAAGGCCUGAAAGUGUUCCGUCUACAUCGCUUUUAAAUGUGAAGAAGGACGUUUUAGAAAGAUGUAUCACUGAUAUUUCACGCUGGUGCAAUUACCAUGAACAACAUAAUGACCCUAAAUCUUCUCAUCUGAAUUCGGCUUUGUCCGCUUUAUACAUAAAGGGAGAAAAUAUAUCUACAGCAAGGAAUAUUAUCAACCAGUUAUCGCAACUGAAAGAUGAGCUCGAUAAACCGCAUGAAGAAUACUGCCCCGACGACCUGAUAGCAGUUAUUAAGCAGAACGGUGUUCUUCCACAGCAUGAACCUGAGCGGCAACUAUUGUCCUUAGCGGAGGAACAUGGCUACUCACCGGAUUGGGAUUGGGUUAGCGCACUAGCUCAGCUACAUGAUAUCGACCUUCAAGAUAUAGCAGACAUUAUUACGUCAAAACACAUGAAAAAAAGCAUGGUAGUGGGUCCCCAGGGCUCACAGACCUCGUAUAAGAACGACAUACAACAUUUAUCCAAUAAAUGGAAUAAGUUGCUGACAAGAGAGCGAAAUGUGGCAGUAUUUUGGCCCGCCAAAACGCCUAAUAGAAAAACUGGACCUACUAAUGUCAAACUUAAUUCAGAAAGCGGAAAUUCAGCGUUCACACCAUUUUCUAACAUGUCUGCCGCUUCCCUGGAUGGUAAUGUUCCAUCUUCCAACUUACCGCCAGUGGAUAAACCAAAAGAUGAGCUCCGCGACAUACCGUUAUUAUUUUAA
Molecule: messenger RNA, 1029 nt
Organism: Eremothecium sinecaudum
Lineage: Eukaryota; Fungi; Ascomycota; Saccharomycetes; Saccharomycetales; Saccharomycetaceae
Product: HDR055Wp
Exons: 1
Coding region: 1-1029 (342 amino acids)
Source: RefSeq, a predicted model, not a curated record